AUGUUCGGUUCAAGCACUCCACCUCAUGAUUUUGGAGAGUCCACAACAAAUUCCUCGAUAUCAUUGACUCUCUCCACACCUCGACAAUCAGUCUCAUCCUCCGAUAGUGGUAAAACCUCGACGAGCGAACUUUUCAAUUCAAAAGAAAAACUCAUCGUCAUUGUAGACUCGAUCGAUAAUUACAAGAACAACAACAACAAUGAAACAUCAAAAUCAUUGCCAGACAGUGCUGGAGUUUAUGUGAAAGUAUUUUUUGAUAAUCAAGUGAGAGUGACAAGUGUGAAAACAUUCUCUAGUAAUACAAAUCCAUGGCACAUCAAGUUAGGAAAACGAGUGAUUAUUCCCUAUGCAACAAGUGUUUUGAGUGUUGGAAAGUUGUGGCUUGAAGUAUUCGAGACAACGGGAGAGACCAAAACCGUUGAUAAGAGAUUGGGAAGAACAGAACCAAUCAAAAUUAGUGCUUUCGACAUGAAUCAUCCAGUCGAAUUUUCACUUAACCUUACCGAUGAAAUUCAAGUACAAUUCAGAUUUAUGAGAGCUCCAUUGGCUAAUAGAGGUCACUUUAAAGCAAUGGAACAAGGUAUUUAUUCCCUCCUUCUGAAAAUAAAAAUGCAAGGUGAUGGAAUUAUGGAAAAUAACAAUCGAAGAAUUGACACAGAAGAAGAACAAGAGAUUGAAGAGGAAGAGCUUGUAUCACGAACACCAAAAGUGAUAAAAUCUGGUUAUCUGAUCAAGAGAGGACAAGGAAAUUUUGCCAAAUGGGCACGACGAUAUGUCGAGUUGGAUGAUAAUUUACUCUUGAAGUAUUAUGCUUCUGAUUCCGAAGAGGAUCGGAAAGAACCUUUGGGAAUUGUUGUCAUUGACAGUGAUUCAAUGAUCUAUGUUCCCAGAGAUGAAGCUAUGGAAAAGGAAUUACAAAAACAGAGAAAUAUUGAAAAAUCCAAAGAAUUUGUCUACUACAAUCAAGCUUUGCUUUUCGAUGAAGACGAUCCCACAAUGACUUUGGAAACCAUGAAUGAUCUUGAUUUGGAUGAACAACAAACCAUUAACUUGAUCAGAAGGAAACGAAGAGAGUUGGAAUUGAGAGGUCCAAUGCUGGACGUUGAUGAAUUAUAUCCAUAUUAUUUACUUGCAUCUACAGAUAGUGAACAUGACAGAAAUCAAAUUAUUGAUGAAAUUAUUGAAAGUAUUGAAAAUGAAGAGACAGAACCUGUAAAAAUCAAAUCACAAAAUAAGGAAGAACGAAAACUUGACAAGUUUUUUAACCUUGUCAAUCCAAAAGGUUUUAAAUUUUCAUUAUCCUGUCAAAUUAGUUUCAGCAAUGGCAAAGAACAUGAAAAUAGAGAACACAUUUUCAUUGCUGAUUCUGAAGAAGCAAGAAAAGAGUGGAUCACAUCUAUUUGUGAUCACAUUCUCUUGGAAGAAAAGAGAACCGAUUUACGUGAUCCUGAAGAAGAAAUUACAACCAAGAUAUUUCCAUACUUGGACUUUUUCGAACUUCUCACAACAAAUACUGAUCUUCAUGAGGUUGUGCGAUGCUUUAACUCAUUCCAAAUUAACGUAUCGGAGAAGAUGGUUGCUCCUCUUCUCACACUCUUCGAUUCCUCUGAUUCUCCAAAACCAAGUGUUGAUUUUGUGAAAGCUGCUGUCACAGUGGAAGUGGAUUGUGCUGAAUCAUCAGGAACACUUUUCAGAAGAAACAGUUUGUCAUCCAAGCUUGUCACUCUCUUUUUCAAAGUGUUUGGAUUACGAUAUCUCACAAAAACAAUCAAACCUUUCCUUUUAAAACUGAUCAAAGAAAAUAAGAGUUAUGAAAUUGAUGAUGAGAAAAUUGGUUCAUCGGAAGUCGCUGACAAGAAUGCAGCAUUAUUGGAAGGUUUAUGUACAGAAGUUCUUACAUUAAUAAUCAACUCCAAAGACAAUUGUCCAAUCCAAAUUCGAGAAGUUCUUUCUCACACAUUCUCUGAAGCAGAAAAGAAAUAUCCAUCGAGUGGAGAAAUGUGUGUUGGUGGCUUACUCUUCCUUAGAUUUUUCUGUCCAGCAUUGGUCACACCUCAACUUUUUGGUCUCGUCAAAGAUCCGCCUCCAAAGAAUGCUCAACGUACACUCACACUCUUGACAAAGAUUCUACAAAAUGUUGCCAAUCAAAUUCAAGUGAGUGAAAGUAAGAAGGAAAAAUUCAUGAAACGAGUGGAAACUUAUACAGCCAAUCAAAUUGAAAAGACAAAACAAUUUUUAAGAAACAUGGCCGAAGAACCCAAAAAGGAAAUUAAGGAAACGAAAGAAAUUGUUCCUGAUCCGAUCAAAUUACAAAGUUUGGAAUUUAUUGCUCAUCACUUUGGAGAAGCAUUUGCAAAGAAGUAUUACAACUUUGAAGGAGAUGUUUUAACAGAAAUUAAUUUUUACAAAUUUGCAAAUCAACUUGCUCUCAUUUCAAAAUCAGGACUCGACAAGAGAAUCAAACAAUUGAUUGGAGAUGGACCACUCCCACAACGAGUUUCACGAUCCUCCUUCUCCUCCAACACCAACACCACCACUACUACUAUCAAUAUCACCACCACUAGUAGUAGUAGUACAACGGCAGCAUUCUCUACCAAAACAAGUCAGCAACAACACACAGCAAAAUCUCCAACCACCACCACCACCACCACGACUCCUUCCUCGUCCAAUUCUCUCUCUGUGGCAACUCCUAACAAUAGUAGACAUUCUUCUCCUACCACUCCAACACAUGAAGAUGCACCUUCAUUGAAAAACAAGCCCCGUUCUCCUUCCAUCUCUGUGGUGGAUAUGGAUCGCUGUCAAUCGGCCAAUGUGAAAAAAGUGGACUCAUCGAAAUGGCACACCAAAAAACAAACCAAAACGAGUUCGACGACUCUGUUGAAAAUCAUCAAACGUAAAGAAAAUGAACAACAAUAA
Molecule: messenger RNA, 2916 nt
Organism: Naegleria fowleri
Lineage: Eukaryota; Heterolobosea; Eutetramitea; Acrasida; Naegleriidae
Exons: 3
Coding region: 1-2916 (971 amino acids)
Biological process (GO): regulation of GTPase activity
Source: RefSeq, a predicted model, not a curated record